This is a messenger RNA of Cyprinus carpio (common carp), 793 nucleotides long. Its product is annotated as thyroid transcription factor 1-associated protein 26 homolog. Bases 274 to 765 code for a protein of 163 amino acids. The record is from RefSeq and is a predicted model, not a curated record. The transcript is spliced from 4 exons. Lineage: Eukaryota; Metazoa; Chordata; Actinopteri; Cypriniformes; Cyprinidae.
AUAGGCCUACUAGUGUGAGCAGGUGUUAAGUUAACGUGAGAUAUGGCACCAUUAAAACAAAACGCAAAAAGUAAAGGUCCGAUUAGAGGAAAAUGCUUUAAUAAAAAAUUUGCACAUGGUGGUUUAUUACACAAUGCCAAAAGGAAAAGAAAAUGGGUUCCGGAGAACAAAGUUUUUGAUGGUGGUUAAAAAGAGGGUCAGGGGUUUGCUUUCAAAAGGAAGGAGAAAAUAAAACAUGAAUACAACAAACUUCUUCGAAAAGAGAGGAAGAAAAUGCAAGCAUCAAAAAUCCAGUUAGAGGAGGAAUAUCCCGAGCAUCUGAGACAUCUAUACCUGGCUGAAAGAGAACGACUAGAUGAAGAAGAACAAGAAAAAAAGAAGAAAAGAUGUAAAGGGAGAGCAGUAGAUGAAGAGACAGAGGCAGACGAUGAACUAAAAACAGAGCUGGAUUCUCCUUUCACUGAGAAACACAUCUCAAACACGACGACUGACAAAACUACUGCCUCUGAUUCAGCUAAUGAACCAGCAGAGUCUGACAGCUCCCACAAGACUCCAUUCAUCCAAAGAAAGCAGAAGCAGAAAAUGUCAUCAUAUCAGAAGACAAAGCAAGAAUAUGAAAGGAUAAUGGAGGAACAUGCACGAAAAAGAGAGGAAUUCUUGAAAGACAAAGCUCAGCGAGAGGAGGAAGAAAUACAAGGAGAAGAAAACAGCAACAUAUCAGUUGUUGAAAAGAAAAACCAACAAAAAGGGUCAGCCCAACCUUAACCUGCAUAUGGAGCUGUUGCUGCAAAAG